Messenger RNA from Acinonyx jubatus (cheetah), 5162 nucleotides. RefSeq names its product tetratricopeptide repeat domain 21A (gene TTC21A). The transcript is spliced from 29 exons. Lineage: Eukaryota; Metazoa; Chordata; Mammalia; Carnivora; Felidae. Bases 165 to 4106 code for a protein of 1313 amino acids. Gene Ontology annotation, biological process: protein localization to cilium; intraciliary retrograde transport. Gene Ontology annotation, molecular function: protein binding. The record is from RefSeq and is a predicted model, not a curated record. Gene Ontology annotation, cellular component: intraciliary transport particle A.
CCCACCCUAGAUUCUGACGCCCUAGGCAACCGGCCCGCCCCCUGCGUUUCCAGGGACGCGCUCUUCCAACUUCCGGCCGCGAGAGGCUUGCCCAGGACCCUGACUCCGGAAUCCGGCUCAGCGCGACGCCCCCUGAGCCGGGCUCGGAGCCGCGAGCGCCGGAGAUGAGCACCAGCGACUCUUCCCUUAUGGCUGGGAUCGUUUACUACAGCCAGGAACGGUAUUUCCACCACGUGCAGCAGGCUGCGGCCUUGGGCCUGGACAAAUUCAGCAAUGACCCCGUACUGCAGUUCUUCAAAACCUAUGGGAUCCUCAGAGAAGAGCGCAUCCAGGAUGCCAUCAGCAACCUGGAGAGCAUCCGGAACCACCCAGACGUGUCCCUCUGCUCCAUCAUGGCCCUCAUUUAUGCUCACAAGUGCUGUGCAGCUGUCGACCGAGAAGCCGUUCAGGAGCUCGAGAACAGCCUGAAGGAAAUCCGCAAGACAGCCGGCGGAACUGCCCUGUACUAUGCCGGCCUCUUCCUCUGGCUCGUGGGCCACCGUGACAAGGCCAAGGAGUACAUCAACCGCACGCUGAAAGUUUCCAGCAGCCCCAGAGAGGGUUAUGUGCUCAGAGGCUGGGUGGACCUCACCUCAGACAAGCCCCACAUCGUGAAGAAAUCCAUCAAGUACCUGGAACAAGGAAUGCAGGACGCCAAAGAUGUGCUGGGGCUGAUGGGAAAGGCGACAUACUUCAUGCUGCAGCAGAACUACUCGGAGGCCCUGGAGGUGGUGAACCAGAUCACCGGCACCUCGGGGAGCUUCCUGCCCGCCCUCAUCCUAAAGAUGCGGCUGUUCUUGGCUCGGCAGGACUGGGAGCAGGCGGUAGAAACAGGACACAGAAUCCUAGAAAAAGAUGAAAGCAAUAUUGACGCCUGCCAAAUCCUAGCUGUGCAUGAACUUGCAAGAGAAGGAAACAUAACCAUAGCUGCCAAUCAUGUUAGAAACCUGAUUAAGGCACUGGAGACAAGAGAGCCCCAAAAUCCAAACCUCCAUUUUAAAAAAAUCCUUGUGGUUAGCAGGCUGUGUGGAAGGCACCAGGUGAUUCUGCAGCUGGUGUGUGGCUUCAUUGAGCGCACAUUCGUGGCCACAGCUGCCUAUGCCCACAUGGCCACAGAGCUGGGCUAUCUCUUCACCCUACAGGACCAAGUGAAGGAGGCAUCUCUGUGGUACUCGGAGGCCAUGAAAUUGGAUGAGAGCAGUGUGGCUGCCUUGACAGGGAUCAUCUGGUGUCAGAUCUUGGACGGCCACCUGGAGGAGGCUGAACAGCAGUUGGAAUUUAUGAAGGAGGUGCAGCAGUGUCUCGGGAAGUCUGAGGUGCUGGUUUUCCUCCAGGCCCUUCUGGCGUCCAGGAAGCACAAGGGGGAGCAGGAGGCCACCGGGCUCCUGAAGGAGGCUGCGGGGCUGCACUUCACCGGCAUGCAGGGCCUCCCCCUGGGCUCCGAGUACUUUGAAAAGCUGGACCCCCUCUUCCUGGUCUGCAUCGCCAGGGAGUACUUGUUCUUCUGCCCCAAGCAGCCCCGGUCGCCGGGCCAGAUCGUGUCUCCACUUCUCAAACAAGUCGCUGUGAUCCUGAAUCCUGUCGUCAAAGCGGCGCCAGCUCUGAUCGACCCCCUGUAUGUGAUGGCCCAGGUCAAGUACCUCUCAGGAGAGUUAGAGAAUGCCCAGAGCACCCUGCAGCGUUGCCUGGAGCUGGACCCCACCUCCGUGGACGCCCACCUCCUCAUGUCCCACAUCUACCUGGCGCAGGGCAAUUUUGCCAUGUGCUCCCACUGCUUAGAGCUGGGCGUCAGUCACAACUUCCAGGUCCGAGACCACCCCCUCUACCACUUGGUCAAGGCCAGGGCCCUCAACAAGUGUGGGGACUAUCCAGAAGCCAUAAGGACGCUGAAAAUGAUCAUAAAAUUACCAACUCGGAAGACAGAAGAAGGCAAGAAAUUCCACGGGCCCUCCAUGCAGCCCAGUGAGCGGGCGUCCCUCUUACUGGAACUGGCAGACGCCCUCCGCAUGAAUGGGGAGCUGCAUGAGGCCACCAAGGUCAUGCAGGACGCCAUCAACGAGUUCAGUGGCACACCGGAGGAGAUCCGCAUCGCCAUUGCCAACGUGGACCUGGCCCUGAGCAGUGGGAACGUGGACGUGGCCCUGAGCAUGCUGAGGAACAUCACACCCAAGCAGCCCUUCUACGUGGAAGCCAAGGAGAAGAUGGCCAACAUCUACCUGCAGACCCGCAAAGACAUCCGCCUCUACAUCGGCUGCUACAGGGAACUCUGUGAACAACUGCCUGGCCCCCACACCAGCCUGCUACUGGGGGAUGCUUUCAUGAACAUUCAGGAGCCUGAGAAGGCCCUGGAGGCUUAUGACGAGGCCUAUAGAAAGAACCCACAUGAUGCAUCGCUGGUCAGCAGGAUCGGGCAAGCCUAUGUGAAGACCCACCAGUACACCAAGGCAAUUAAUUAUUAUGAGGCUGCGCAGAAGGUCAAUGGACAGGACUUUUUGUGCUGUGAUCUCGCUGAACUCCUCCUGAAGUUAAAGAAGUUCAACAAAGCAGAAAAAGUUUUGAAACAGUCACUGGAACAUGACUUUGCCAAAGACCUCCCAUCCAUGAUGAACAAUGUCAAGUGCUUGCUUUUGCUGGCAAAGGUUUACAAGAGUCAUAAAAAAGAAGACGUGAUGGGAACUUUGAACAAGGCCAUGGACCUCCAGUCUCAGAUCCUGAAGCGUGUUGCACUGGAGCAACCAGACAUGAUCCCCUCCCAGAAACAACUCGCAGCCUCCAUCUGUGUCCAGUUUGGGGAGCACCACCUGGCAGAGAAGGAGUUUGCCAAGGCAGUACGGUCUUACAAGGAUGCCCUCUUCUACUCGCCUGAUGACAAUAAGGUGUUGCUGGAGCUGGCCCGCCUCUACCUGCUGCAGGGCCACCUGGACUUGUGUGAGCAGCACUGUGCCGAUCUCCUGCAGAUGGAGAAGAGCCACGAGAUGGCCUCAGUGAUGAUGGCUGACCUGAUGUUUCGAAAACAGAAAUACGAAGCUGCCGUCAAUCUCUACCACCAAGUCCUGGAGAAAGCACCAGACAACUUUCUGGCAUGGAAUAAACUAAUUGACCUGCUAUGGAGAAGCGGCAGACUUGAGGAUGCCCCUGUCUUCUUUGAAUUGGUCAAGAGGAUGUCCAGCCGUGUUCCUUUGGACCCAGGUUUCAACUACUGCAGAGGCAUCUACUGCUGGCGCAUAGGGCAGCCCAACAAAGCACUGAAGUUCCUAAACAAGGCGCGCAAGGACAGCACUUGGGGCCAGAGUGCCACCUACUACAUGGUGCAGAUCUGCCUGAACCCGGACAACGAGGUCGUGGGCGGAGAGGUUUUCAAGAACCUGGUGGCGGAGAGCAACUCCACCGACAGGAAGGCCCUCGAGCAGCACGCCGUGCGCACCGCCGAGAAGCUGCUGCGCGAUUUCUACCCGCGCUCAGACUGGGGCCAGACCCAGCUGCGGCUGCUGCAGAGCCUCUGCCUGCUGGCCACCAGGGACAAGGCCAACGUGGAGGCGGCGCUGGGCACCUUCAUCGCGAUGGCACAGGCCGAGAAGGACAGCGUCCCCGCCCUGCUGGCCACGGCGCAGGCCCACGCGCUGCUGAAGCAGGUCCCCAAGGCACGCACGCAGCUGAAGCGUCUGGCCAAGGCCCCGUGGACGCCGGACGAGGCCGAGGACCUGGAGAAGAGCUGGCUCCUACUGGCUGACGUUUACUGCCAGGGCGGCAAGUUCGACCUGGCCUCGGAGCUGCUGCGGCGCUGCGUGCAAUACAACAAGUCCUGCUUCAGGGCCUAUGAGUACAUGGGCUUCAUCAUGGAGAAGGAGCAGGCCUACAAAGACGCAGCCGCCAACUACGAGCUGGCCUGGAAGUACAGUCAUCACGCCAGCCCGGCCGUGGGCUUCAAACUCGCUUUCAACUACUUGAAGGAUAAGAGAUUUGUGGAGGCCAUUGAAGUCUGUCACACGGUCCUCGGAGAGCAUCCUAACUACCCCCAAAUCAGAGAAGAAAUUUUGGAAAAGGCCCAAGGGUCUCUGAGGCCCUAGCUGUGGUCAGUGGGAGCCAGGGCGGGGAGAAGCCAUUAACCUACAGACAUUUCACUUCUACAGAAGUAGAGAUCAGAAGUGGGUCGGUGAGAGGAGAUUCGAAAAUGACGUAUUCUUCUCGUGUCUGUAUGGUGUGUGGUUUCUUUGGAUGGUGCCUCGUCUGAUCUAAGGGGCAUCCCAAAGCUUUGUGUUUUUCAGGCACAAGAAGCAGUUUUGCUCAGAGGAAAAAAGGGCAUCAACCAAGCUAGUUUAUGCCAGGCUCAUUGGGCACCUUCUGUUGGGCUCCGUUUUUAUUCCAGACUCUGUGAGGGAGCAAAGAGGUGAUUUUUUUAAAAUCCCCACAGCGAUUUUAAUAUGGUUAGGUCAGUGCCUCCCCUCUCCCGUCUGGUCCCCAGAGCCCCCAAGCUCAAGAAGUGACUGCUCGCCCCUGUCCUGCUGCCCGCACACCCUUCCCGGCAGUGGCACAGAUAGGAGAGCCAGCUCAGAAGGCCCCGUAGCUGAGGUUCUGUGCGAGGGACGCCAUUGUCCUGCAGGUUCUGAGGCUCAUUGGCUCACUCUGUCCAUUCAUUCUGAUUCCUCAUCAAGUCCUUGGCUGGCCUCGGCUGGUCCUCUCUGGUUUGGGACAAACGUGAUUCCCCAUGCCUGGUACGGGGAAAUACAACCCAGGAAAAAAUAGUUCUCACUUAAGAUUUUGUAAAAGACACUGACCAACAAACUUAAUCCUCCAGAAACCCAUUCGCCACCUCUGGGGACAAAAGCAGUGUCUCUAGUUAGAUGACUUGUAUUACUUGUACCUGGCAAGAGGGUGACAGCGGUCACUUUUGGCUGGAGCUCCCAACACCUCUCUUCUGUGUUUCAUGACGGCAAGAAUGGGCCAAUCAGGCCUCAGGGGAAGGACCUCUGAACUGGAAGCCCGGAGCGUGACCUUCCCAAGAGUUUCUACUCUUUGGGCCUCCGUGUUCCCCUCCGUGGCAGGAAAUUAGACUAGAUCUGUGUUCCCAAACCAUGAUACAAAUCCCUGCCAGUGAUAUACAGCAGACAGCUGAAGUUGAAUAA